Messenger RNA from Paramecium primaurelia, 199 nucleotides. The record is from the annotation of a GenBank genome assembly. NCBI's taxonomy places the organism in Eukaryota, Ciliophora, Oligohymenophorea, Peniculida, Parameciidae.
AAAAUUUAAUGAAAUGGAGUCUAGGUUUAGUAAAGCCUUAUAGUAUAAAAACAAAGAAAAUACAACAAGCAAUAUUAGAUAAAAAAGUGUUUCUGUUGGAAAAAUAUACGCGCCUCCAAAAACUUCAGUUGGUAAGAUAUCUUUACCUAAACAUUAACCUCCUCCAUUAAAGAAAAGCAUCUUAAAAACAAAAAAAUGA